UGGAGUUCUGAUGGGAAGGUUGAGAGUUCAAAUCCCAGCACUGCCACACUGCCACUGUUGGGCCCUUGAGCAAAGCGCUUAGCCCUCAACUGCUCAGCUGUAUAAGUGAGAUAAUUGUAAGUCACUCUGCAUAACGGCGUCUGCCAAAUGCUGCAAUGUAAUGUAAUGUAACUGAAAAAACAACCAAAAAAAGGGGCAAAAAGUGAAAACAAAAGUGAACACAUACAUCAACUUAACAAAGUAAACAGUAUGUCUGAAAGAACUCUGGGAGGUGCUCAUGCAGAUCUGCAUCACUGACGGAUACAGCACUGUGAGAAAAGAGGAAAUGACAGAAUUGAUAAAGCUGAAAGACAGCAGACUGCAAAUAGAAAUGAGAAUCAGUAGGACUUUCCUCCUUGAGACAGACAGAGCACAUUUCAAUAGACGUAAAGGAGUAGAAGUGACGUGACGCUGAAUUUCAUUCCAGGAUGAAGAUCCUCCUCAUCUUCAUCCUCUGCCUUCUCUCAGGUCCAGUAGACUGCUCUGAUGUGACUGGUUACUCAGGAGGAAGUGUCACUAUGAUAUCUAAUAUCAACUGGUACACAAGCAAUAGUAAAUAUAUUUGUAAGGUGAAAGCAAACGACUGCAUCGAUAUAAUACGUGCUGAGACCAAACGCCACCAAACACAAGAAGGAAGAUUUUUUUUGUAUUCAAACACAGAUAACUUAUUCCUGGUACUGAUCAGAAAGCUGAAGCCACAGGAUGCUGGAACAUACAGAUUUGGAUUGGAGAAUCAGAGCAACGCCACUGUGAACCUAAAAGUUGUUAAUGAUUCUUGUUGUGCUGGGACAAAAUUAAAGACCGCUUUUGUUGGGCAGAAUAUCACCACCACAUGUAGCUAUCCAGGGGAGUAUGAGAGUAACAUCAAGUAUGUCCUCAAACUGGAUGACGACAUGUUUGUUCAACACGUUGGUGAUACUGACAAAAAAUUUCAGAACGGAAGAUUCUCCAUUUCUGAUGACAAAAGUGCUAAAGUUCUCAGAGUGAACCUCAGCGAUGUGAGAGAAGCUGAUGGAGUAUUUUAUUUAUUUGGAGUGUGGAACAAAAAUGGGUCAGUCGGAUAUUACUCCUUCUUUACAGAGAUUCAGCUGCAUGUAACAGGAUUGAGCACGAGCAUUCAACCAACAACAACAACAGGCACCGACAUGACGACCUCAGCAGCACUGACAGAAACUCCAUCUGCAGUGUGUUUCAGUUCCUCUGCCAUCAUCAUCGGUGUGUGUGUCUGUGUGGCUCUGCUGCUGAUUGGAGGAUUUGCACUGAUGAUCUACAAACUGAGACACAAGAGAACACAAGAUUAUACACCUUCAUCCAAGAGUAAAGACAAUAAACCAGUUACUUCUGAUCAUAACACCGAUUCAGCUCAUUUGUACGAAAAUUUCAGAAUGAGCUCAAUAUGAAUCUGCACCAGGACACAAACCAAUCAGACUGUUGAGCUGUUAUUCUUACUGUUCUGAGCUGCCUCGUAGUGCCUCAACUCCCAAUGCUGUAGUGUCUCUCUUCACCUCUUUAUAGGACUGAAACCUAAAAAACAAUGCUGAUCAUAAAUCCAUGCCAGUUUGAUCAGGUGCAGUUUCUGGAGGACUGCUAGCCAGUUUCUCUCUCUCUCUCUCUCUCUCUCUCUCUCUCUCUCUCUCUCUCUCUCUCUCUUUCUCUCUCUUUUUCUCUCUU
Molecule: messenger RNA, 1710 nt
Organism: Ictalurus punctatus (channel catfish)
Lineage: Eukaryota; Metazoa; Chordata; Actinopteri; Siluriformes; Ictaluridae
Exons: 7
Coding region: 468-1439 (323 amino acids)
Source: RefSeq, a predicted model, not a curated record